This is a messenger RNA of Chondrus crispus (carragheen), 231 nucleotides long. RefSeq lists its product as hypothetical. The record is from RefSeq and is a predicted model, not a curated record. The transcript has a single exon. Lineage: Eukaryota; Rhodophyta; Florideophyceae; Gigartinales; Gigartinaceae. Bases 1 to 231 code for a protein of 76 amino acids.
AUGAUGAGACAGGUGGGGGGAGGGGGGGGAUUAGUGCUUCCAGACUGCGCGCGAGAGGUGUGCCGUUUUUCACGGUUUUGUACAUUUACGGUAUCAUAUGUGCACCAAUGCAUGAAGGAAGCACAGACAGGGAGCUACGAGCAGAACGAUACAGUAAAGUUUACGUGGGCAAGUCGAGGAUUGGCUGUCGAGGGGUGGCUAUCGUCCGCUGCUCACUCGCCCUUGUCAUAA